Messenger RNA from Peniophora sp. CBMAI 1063, 1179 nucleotides. The record is from the annotation of a GenBank genome assembly. NCBI's taxonomy places the organism in Eukaryota, Fungi, Basidiomycota, Agaricomycetes, Russulales, Peniophoraceae.
AUGUUCACCCGUGUCUUCACGCUCUUCGAACUGGGCUUCGGCCGCAACCAAUCAUCCUCGACCUCUAUAUUCUUGUCUUCGCCACCGCACCCGCCGCUCGGAUUUCCGGGAGAAAGUUUCAAUCCACGCAUACCCGGAGCGUACCCAGUUAUCACCACUUUAGCACGGCUUUCGCACGACUGCGAGACGAGAGAAUGCGACGAAGAUCGCCAGGGCCCUUGCAGUAGUCCUCCGAGCGUUCUGAGCGAGUCUACGUCAGCCUCUGCCAAGGGAACAUCUUCGCCUCAGCAUGCUUCGUCCCGCCGCAUGCCCGGUGCAUACCCCGAUAGCAUCAGGCUACCUUCUAACUCGUCCAUUCGCCGCAACUCGACCUGGGCCGAACGUCGGAGGGCUGAAGAAGCACUUUUGCGCAAGAUGCGUCGCGACGAGGGGGUCGCCAGUCACAAACGGCGUUGCCGGGCGUGCAAGUGGGCCAAUAGACAAAGCUCAUCAACAGAUGCGGGCGUGGAUGAUCCGCAUGCGCACGGCACACAGCAUAUGCACAGCCCAGAGCGCUUUGCCAAUCAGCACCGCAAUGCCGCCCGCGACAACUUGAAGACACCGAAGGAGGAGCAUAUCUAUGCGAGAGUACGCAUGAGGCGUGCGCGCAGACGGGCCGAGAUGAAGGCUAGUCACGACCCGUUGGAGGAGGACCCUGUCGUGCGUGGACAUGGAUCUGGGACCCCACUCGAGGAGGGCUCGCAUCGCCAGGCGCCAGACGAGAUUGUGUUCGAACCGGCGCCACAGACCCAGCCUUCACUCGAUCCUCAACAGGAGGCUCUGAUGGCGUGCUUCCGACGGUACGACCUCAAGUGGAACACUCUCAAGUCGGGAACCCUCCAGGCGGGCACUAUCGCCGGGGAGGAAUUACCCUGGCCCGUUCGCGAGGGCACGCAGUACCUGCAGAGUCUAGAUGCGGUCAAUCUGGCAGCAGUUACCGAGUUUAUCCUCCAUCCCGAGCGCCCGGGUAGCGAGAACAGGGCGCCUCGGCAACGAGUGAAGGAUGAACUUGUCCGGUGGCAUCCAGACCGGUUCGAUACGCUGGUGCUGCCGUUGGUCUUAGCGAGCCAGGCCGAGGGAGUGAAGGCUCUGGCCCAACAGGUAACCGUAUAUCUUAACGAGAUUCUUAAAGACCUGUAG